Messenger RNA from Oncorhynchus masou masou (cherry salmon), 1465 nucleotides. It is a transcript of the gene tmem86b, whose product is annotated as transmembrane protein 86B. Gene Ontology annotation, molecular function: hydrolase activity. The coding region runs from base 187 to 936 and encodes 249 amino acids. NCBI's taxonomy places the organism in Eukaryota, Metazoa, Chordata, Actinopteri, Salmoniformes, Salmonidae. Gene Ontology annotation, cellular component: membrane. The transcript is spliced from 3 exons. The record is from RefSeq and is a predicted model, not a curated record.
UGGUCCAAAGUUCAAUGUCGACCGGCACCAAGAGACAGGGACACACUCAGACAGACUGAACCAGUGGAGAGAGAAGAGACAGAGAAGUCCAGAGGAAAAGAGAAACACAUGAAAUCCUCUGGAAGGAGGCAGGACUGAAGGAAACCAGUACAGCCCAGAUACACACAGCUCUUGGUUCUGAGAGAGAUGGACAUCCUUGAAACAGCCGCCUAUGACCGAAGACAGCGCAGGAACACGUACUGUGUUCUGCUACUCUCUCUCUCGCCGUUCUUCCUGGCCAUCGCUGUCUACUUCUAUCUGUGGAUCCCUGACUCCUCCCCCUCCAUCCUCGCUGCGGCUAUUAAGGCCGCCCCUGUCAUCUCAUUGGCUCUCCUGGUGCUGAGCUACAAAGGGGGGAGGAGUCUCCUCGGCGUGGCGGGGGGCCUGAUCUUCUCGGCAGGCGGAGACUGUUGCCUUAUAUGGCCCGAGCUGUUUCUCCAUGGAAUGGCCUCCUUUGCCUUGGCCCACCUGCUCUACUCCCUCACCUUCCUCUCCACUCGUUACUCCUCCCCCAGCUCCUCCUCUUCCUUGUCCUACUUCUUCUGCCUGCUCCUGUGGCUGCUGGGGGGAGGCCUCUACGCUUACCUCUUCCCUUUCCUGCAGAAGACGCCGGACGCGGCCGCCCUGACUCCCGGCGUCGGGGUGUACGUGGCUCUGAUCGUCCUGAUGGCUACGCUGGCGGUCCGCACCCGCCGACCGCUGAUCAUGCUGGGCAGUUUGAUCUUCAUGACCUCUGACCUGACGCUGGCGCUGCAGACCUUCAAAGUGACAGAGCCCCUGGAGCACGGCAGGCACAUCGUCAUGACGACGUACUACCUGGCGCAGCUGCUGAUCGCCGUGGGUGACAUCAAGGCCGCGGAGGGCGGGGAUGAGUUUGCCAAAUGGAAGAAAUCUUAGUUAAGGGGUUAUGUCAGAUAGGGGCCAGGUCCCAAUUUUCCACCCUGCUCCCGAAGUGUACAAACAACUGUCCCCUUCUCACAUGGACUUUACAAUGGUGGAAACUCCCUCCAGCCAAUGCCCACUUAUACUAAGCUCAUGCUUUUAAAUCAAUGACAGGGAGUGUUCAAGUGCACAAUUCUGGAAAAGGGUGGAGAAUCGGGACGUUGCCAUGGAAAGCAAACUGGGGACUACCGUUCUCUGACGAGUCGGCAGCUAUAGGAACUUCAGGCUGUUUGUUGAGACGACACUGAGGCAGAAAGAAGUUGAAAAGGGAAGAUUCCCCCCCAUAGAAAAUCCUCUUUUUAUUAAACUAAACCUCCGAGUAUCAGGACAGUCUGUCCGUUUGUUGAGAAAGCUCAGGGAUGGGAAACAUAACCACUGCCCAAAUUCAGACAGCUCCAUGCAAGGACUGAGAUUGACAUGACAGUAUUUUCCAAAGCCCAGAAUAAAGUUAAAUUUAGUGAAGGAGAAUGAUAUUUCUAUGUCU